Sebastes umbrosus (honeycomb rockfish) is the source of this 2060-nucleotide messenger RNA. RefSeq names its product phospholipid phosphatase 3-like. Gene Ontology annotation, biological process: phospholipid metabolic process; phospholipid dephosphorylation; signal transduction. Lineage: Eukaryota; Metazoa; Chordata; Actinopteri; Perciformes; Sebastidae. The record is from RefSeq and is a predicted model, not a curated record. Gene Ontology annotation, molecular function: phosphatidate phosphatase activity. The transcript has 6 exons. Bases 280 to 1257 code for a protein of 325 amino acids.
GGAGGUUUUCCGCUCCACACUGGUUGCACAUAUCUUCAUAUCUUCAAGGUGACGGCUGGUCCUGCAGCGAGUCAGGGCGAGUCCUGCACACUCUGUGAUGACAAUAAAAAAGAUGCGUCAAAAAGACACCUCACUUUGACAGCGGGGCGUACACGUGCCGGUGGGGAAAGCACCAUAAAUACUACUGAGUCAAACUUGCACAUGAGUUAGUUGAAGAAAGGCGCUCCCAACUUAUCUGAUGCCAACUAGUUUCCUGCUCCUCCGCAGCCAGUCGUCGUCAUGUUGGAGAGAUUGGGUCCGCAGAGCUCCGUCUCCAGUCCGGACCUGCAGCUCAAACUGACGGACAACAAGAGCAGCCUGUCCGCAGCAGCAGCAGCAGCAGGGAUGGGGAUGGAGAAGAAACUCAUAGAGAUCACUGGUCCGGCUCUAUCCAAGAGGAAACUUCUGGUCGGCUUAGACCUCCUCUGCCUCUUCCUGGCUUCCAUCCCUUUCUUUGCGUGUGAGCUGAAGGCAGUGAGUCCUUACAGAAGGGGCUUUAUGUGCGGGGACCCCAGCAUCACCUAUCCUUAUCUGCACCGAGAGGCCAUACCGGACGAGUUACUCAUCACCGGUGGCAUCAUCAUCACCGGCCUCACUAUCGCCCUCGGGGAGUGUUACCGGGUUCGUUUCAGAGGCGUCAGCUCCAAGGCCUUCGUCAGGAACCUGUAUGUGUCCAGUCUGUACAAGGAGCUGGGCUGCUUCCUGUUCGGCUGCUGUGUCGGCCAAUCGCUGACCAACAUGGCCAAGCUGAGUGUUGGGCGCCUGCGACCGCACUUCCUGUCUGUGUGCGGCGUCACCUACGCAUCGCUUAACUGCACACCUGGAACCUACGUUGCAACGGUGAACUGCCGCCAGCCCGACCACCGGUUGGAGGAGGAGGCCAGGAAGUCCUUCUUCUCUGGCCAUGCUUCCUUUGCGAUGUACACAAUGCUCUAUUUAGCAUUUUACCUGCAGGCGCGGUUGACGUGGCGCGGGGCUCGGCUGCUGAGGCCGGCUCUGCAGUUCUUCCUGGUUCUGCUAGCAGUCUACACAGGUCUGACCCGCAUCUCAGACUACAGGCACCACCCGUCCGAUGUGCUGACAGGCUACAUACAGGGAGCCCUAACUGCUUACUGGGUGGCCUUCCACAUCUCGUCCAUGUUCAAAAGCUCGAUUUCCGAUCUGUCUCCGACCGAGACCCUGGACAGCCCCCUGUCGCCCCACCACACUGUCUGCUAAACCUCACCACCUCCACCGACCCCUGCGUCUACCAACAUCCACCUGCUGCCUGUAAUCUAACUUGGGUAGACAAGAAAUUUGAAGAAUGUGAGACCAUUUCCUGUGAAGUCCAAACACAUACCUCAGUAUUGGGACAGAGUGAGAGAGAGAAAGGGAGAGUAGAGCAUGUGAGAUACUGUAUGUGGCCCAAAAGACAAAACAUAUGAACUGGGAGAAAGGAAGAGCUGAAACGGCUGCUCGGCUGAAGGAGCCGGAGCACUCGACCUUUAGUCCUCGUGACUGACCUUCACAUGUCAUACGUACCUGUGAGAUGAGACGACUGAAUCCUGAACACACAGCAACCACUACCACUUCAUACGUCACUUGUAAAUAUAUACAGAUUUUGUACAACUCGAAUGAUCCUGUAAAAGCACUUUUUGAUUUCCAUGUUAGUAUUAUUAAUGACCACUUUGUAAUAAUUUGGUACGUAGGGUGUAAUGUAUUUUAUACAAACAUGUAAUAUAUGUUGUACUGUAGCUGUUUUUGUUUUUUUACAUAAACCUGGUGAAUGUAAUGGUGUUGAAGGAAAGCACAAAUAGCGAGAAAGCAACUCAUUUUCUUAAUGUGUUGUACCAUUUAGAUGUGGUAGGAUGUGUCCGUCCUUCAGUGUGUUGUGUAGUUUAAUAAGGAGAGAAGGACUAUGAGAAUGUCUACACAAAAGAUAUAAUCCAUGUUUGUUUUUUAUAAUGCUAAAGUAUGUUGAUAGACUACUUAACACUCCAAGGGCACACAGAUCAUUAAAGAAAAAUGUGAUUUUUUUUAAA